AUGCUGAUGAAGGAAGUUAAUUUGAUCAAGAGACGCGACUCCUUCCACGAAACAGAAGAGCUCGAAAAGCGAGGCCGAUUCCAAAAUAAUCACAGUCCGCCGCCCUUCCUCGAAAAAGAGUCUUCUUCGCGGGCGAUCAUUCCAAACUCAGACUCGGAGUCGGAGCAAGACUCGGACGAAGACUCCCUUAUCGAGAUUUCUGACGGUUCUGAAGAAGAAGCGGAAAUGAACGAAGAAUGA
This is a messenger RNA of Oikopleura dioica, 240 nucleotides long. NCBI's taxonomy places the organism in Eukaryota, Metazoa, Chordata, Appendicularia, Copelata, Oikopleuridae. The record is from the annotation of a GenBank genome assembly.